AUGAAUAAACUGUCCUUCUCAGUGGUUCCAGAUGGUUACAUUGUUAUCAACAGCAAAAUAUGGGAAAGUGGCAAGAUAAAAGUGGAGGGGGCAAAGGAAGAAAAAGAAAGGGCGCUCCGAAAGCCGGCUUGGGUCCUGCAAAUUAUUCUGAAGGCAAAGUACCUGCACUCUCCCCGCCGAGGCUGGCUGUCAGCGCCGCGCGCGAGGGGAGGAGGCUCGCGAGGAGGAGGAGAAAGAGGAGCGGGAGGGCUCGGGCUGGGAGGGGAGCGCAGGGUGGGGGAGGCCGGUGAGCGGCUCCCGGCUCCCCGGAGAAGCAGCCGAGACGGCGAGGAGGAGGCGAGGCUCUGUCAAGGCGAGGCGCUGCCCCACGCGCUCCGGCCGCCGGCUGCGGCGGCGUGGGCCACGCUCCGGCGGGCGGGAGCCGGGGCGGGGAGGACGCGGCGCGGGAUGCUCCGAGCGCCUGCCGGGGAGAGAAGCGGCGGCGGCGGCGGCGCUGCGGGCGCGCCAGCUGGGGCGGGAGGAGGGGAGACCCGGCACCCACCGGCCCGGAGCUGCCCGACGAGGCUUGGGCGGACCCCGCAGCCCGGGUGCCUUGGCACGAUUCCAGGGCUCCGGGGUAAAGCGGUUCCCGCGGGAACAGGAGGACAUGUCAGGCACAGGCUGUUCCCCAUCACUGUAGCCACAGAGGACUGGUCCAGAUGCGGAUCCCGAUCUGUGCUUCUUCAGAUGGUUGGAUACCAAGAAAGCUGCUCAGGAAACCUUACAACGCAAUGGAAAAAACAUUGGAGCUCCUGGUUCUUAAGCCUUCAGACUCCAGGAGGUACACCACUGGGCUCCUCAAGUUCUCACCCCUUUGGUCUCAGACUGAAUUAUACUACCAACUUCCCUGGUUCUCCACCUUGCAGAUGGCAGAUUGUGGAACUUCUUGGCCUCCAUAGUUGCAUGAAGCAAUUCUCAUAUUAAAUCGCCACUUACAUAUCUAUACAUAUUCUCUUGGUUCUGUUUCUCCGGAGAACCUGACUUAUACAUGACCUACAUAUAUAGCUAAAUAACAAUCUAUUAAUAUUUUCCACAGAGGUGUCAUGUCUCUGUAUAUUAAAUGAUCCAAGACCAGACGUGGUGGCUCAUGCCUGUAAUCCCAGCACUUUGGGAGGCCAAGGUGGGCAGAGGAGGUCAGGAGUUUGAGACCAGCCUGGCCAAUAUGGUGAAAGAUCUUCUCUACUAAAAAAAUGUUAGCAGGGCAUGGUGGCACACACCUGUAAUCCCAGCUACUUGGGAGGCUGAGGAGGGAGAACUGCUAGAACCUGGGAGAUGGAAGUUGCAGUGAGCCAAGAUUAUGCCACUGCACUCCAGCCUGGGUGACAGAGCAUGACACUGUCUCAAUAAAAAUAAAAAUAAAUGAUACAGAUUCAUCAAAAUUAUAAAACUAUCUCAGUUUUUAAAAAAAUGUAUGUCACUAUUUUAUGGUAUCUGACUGCAAAAUUACAAUAAUGAUGGCUAGUAUUUAUUAGUUGAUGAAACACAACCAUAAUUUGUAAGGUAUAGUAAUUCCCAUCAACUUUAGAAACUGAAUUAGCAAUCAAAACUAUAUAUAUCCAUUCUUUUAAUUAUUUUUAAAAGCCUAUAAUAAGGAUGUUAAAGGUAAAGCUAAGUUAUCAAUAAUAACCCUAAAAUAACUGCAUUAUGCAUAUCCUUUGGAAAGAGAGAGAGCAAUGAGGGACGGAUUUAAAAAAUUCAAUCUACCAAGUUAUUUUAUGCAAAUAGUUUUUAAAAUAACAUCAUAUAAAUUAACAAAGAUCAGGGCAAGUUCCUUAAUCAAAGUAAAAUAUUGAAUAUAAUUUUAAAGAGAAAAUUUAAUAGUUCCUAUGAGUUUUUUGCCUAUUUUGACCUUAAAAAUUAAUAAACAGUUAUCACAUGCAAGAUCUUACCUAUACAUACCUACUUAAGACACUGUAAAUUUUGCUUCUUCUGAUACUGAGUAGUGUUGCAUUUUCUUUUAUAAAUGAGACAUAAGGAUGAUAGCAACCACACAUGCACACUCCAGAGAUUGUUCUAAUUUCCCUCCACCCCUUUUUUUGAAACAGGGUCUUGCUCUGUUGCCCAGCCUGUAACACAAUCUCAGCUCACUGCAACCGCCUCUCAAAGUCAAGCAAUUCUCCCACCUCAGCCUCCUAAGAAGUUGGGACCACAGGCGAGAGCCACCACACCUGGCUUAUUGUUUUUUGCAUGUUUAGUAGAGAUGAGGUUUCACCAUGUUGCCCAGGCUGGUCUCGAACUCCUGAGCUCAAGCGAUCUGCCAGCCUCUGCAUCCCAAACUGUUAGGAUUACAGGUGUGAGCUGCAUGCCCGGCCUAACUUUUUCAGGUGUAUUAACACUAUGGCAUCUGAAUUUUGCAUCUAACAAAACUCAUUUUCAGAAAACAGGUUGAUUGGAGGUCAUGGAACGGUUAAAUAUUAGAGCUGUGACUUAUAUCCAGGCAGUCUGGCUCCUGAGUCUCUGUGCUUAACCAAUGUUCAAUGUUAUACAAAUCAUUUUCUUAACUCUGUAUGCCUUUUCUUUCCUAAGUUCAGAGGCUUCUGAAAAAUUUAGCUGAAAGUGAGAAAUUCCUAUUCAGUGAAUGGAGACUAUAGGGUAGGGCUGGUGCCAAAGGAUAAUUGUGGGACUGUCUCGGAGAACUAAGUUUCAAUUUUUAAAGUGGGUCUUUUAAUUUAUAUUUCUAGUUGAGUCAUUUUGUAUUUUAUUUAUUUUCAUAUGACCAAUCAUCUUGUGUUCCACAUAUCUAAUGAUAUAAUCAAAAGUUAUAUAGAAGAGUUAAAUAAAUUUAUUUUUUUCUAACUAAAUUAUUUACAAGUCUGUUCUAUUACCAUAAUUUACUAUAUUUGCUAAUUUUCCCUUUUGUAAAAUUAUUUUUAUCUAUUCACAUUUUCUUAUUUCCUACCUUCAUCUAUAAACAGGAGAACAAAAAUUAGGUAAAGCCAAUGCCUCUCUUUUAUAAUAAGGGGUCAGCUUUUCUGGAACCUCCAUAAGAUUUCCCCCUUUUUUAGUGAAGGACAAUAUGUUUUCCAGGUACUUACUCCUGACCUUUUGUUUAUAUGUAAUGAUAUUGUGGCAGGAAAAAAAUAUAGUAGCAUUUAUAUAUACCACAGGCUUUAUGUACAUUUUAAAUGCUUAAAAUUGCAAAAUGUUAAAAAUGUAAGUAAAAGGAAAAAAGAUGACAACCAUAUCAUUAUGAGACUAUUAUUUUUAGCAUUCUAUACUUACAGAUGAUAAGCCAAUUAUACUGUUUCUUUUUAUGGAACAAUAUGUAAAGUAAAUAAAAAUAACAAGUCUAUACAC
Molecule: messenger RNA, 3336 nt
Organism: Nomascus leucogenys (northern white-cheeked gibbon)
Lineage: Eukaryota; Metazoa; Chordata; Mammalia; Primates; Hylobatidae
Exons: 5
Coding region: 1-963 (320 amino acids)
Source: RefSeq, a predicted model, not a curated record